Messenger RNA from Xylaria bambusicola, 3455 nucleotides. RefSeq lists its product as uncharacterized. Gene Ontology annotation, molecular function: protein binding; structural constituent of nuclear pore. The transcript is spliced from 2 exons. Gene Ontology annotation, biological process: ribosomal small subunit export from nucleus; mRNA export from nucleus; ribosomal large subunit export from nucleus. The record is from RefSeq and is a predicted model, not a curated record. Gene Ontology annotation, cellular component: nuclear pore. Lineage: Eukaryota; Fungi; Ascomycota; Sordariomycetes; Xylariales; Xylariaceae. Bases 326 to 2992 code for a protein of 888 amino acids.
CCACCACUAACAGGAACAGGCUACAGCACCUCCAGCAAGCGUUGGCUGGGGAGCCUGCAUGUCAUUGGCCAAGGCUCCCAGCACACCUGAGCCACGGGCGGGAGAUGCGCUAGGUCAACACGCUAGGUAGCCUGGUAUCAGGUAUCAGAGGGAGAGCUCCUGCAAACAGCAACCUUGCAAUCUUUUUGCCUGAGACGAUCCCUCAGGGCUUCAAGCUGCACUUUGGCAUUUUCCACAACCCGUCAUACCCAACCAGACAUGCACUUCUCUUGAAAGCUGCGCCACUCGCUCGCCUCGUUCUCGUCGUCUACCAUCGCCAUUCGAGAUGCCCAAGAUAAAAGCAUACACCCCCGCCUGGCUUUCCAGUCCAUCGCCUGCCCACCAGCUAUUCGCUCCGAAUCCUGAUAGCUCCCCGAACAUACCCUCUCAUGCCUCAACAGCAGCCGCCAACGCUGGCCCUCGCCGAGUUGUCGCAACCAGAGGGUCCGAGGUUUUCAUUGCCGUGGGGAAGGAGAUCCGCUGGGGUGAUCUGGUCUAUCUCAAGGAGAGAUGGCAGGAAAAGGCAGCUCGCGGCCGAGGGGAUGUUCACAUAAAGCGCGAAGACGAUGAUGAGGUCGAUGACAGUGAUAUAAUCAGAGACUCGAUCGAGAGUGGAUGCGCCGAAGGCUUCCGGACCAUCAAACCUCCAACCAUUGGAAGCGAUAUCCAACAGCUAAUCAUAUCACCCUAUGCUAACUUUAUGGCCGUUCUGACUACCCACACCAUCCGGAUCAUCCUCCUUCCUGAUCCCUCUCACCUUACGGCUCCUAGUCUUGACAUGAUCAAACCAAAGUCGUGGUCCCUUGGUCCUACAACCCACUCCGAUGAUCGUUCACCUAUCGCCUCUGCCCUGUGGCAUCCCCUUGGGGUUGAUGGUUCAGCCUUAGUAACGGUGACAAGGGAUGCAGUAGUUAGAGUAUGGGAAUUAUCGCAGAAGGACCGGUGGUCCUUCGAUACAUCUGCUUUGACAAUAGAUCUUCAGAAGCUUGCUGAUGGAGUGUCACUAGACGAGAACUUCUCCGCCAGCAAUCUUGUCAAGAAAGGCUUCACUCCCGACUCCUUCGAUAUGGAGGUAGCGGCAGCCUCCUUCGCGGAAAGAGGAUCCGGAGGUUGGUCUUCCAUGACACUAUGGAUCGCAAUGACAGGGGGUGAUGUGUAUGCUCUGUGUCCGUUGUUGCCAAGUCAAUGGGCCCCCCCUCCCACUCUCAUUCCAUCUCUAUCAAUAUCCAUAGUUGGUAACCUAGCCGCAAUCGAGGACGACCCAAACGUAUCUGAACAAGCCAAGUUAUUGGCACAGCAACAGCUUGAUUGGAUGUCUGAUCUUGAUAAUCAAGAACCACGGGUCAUCGAUGGUCCACCAGGAGAACCGCCUACAGAGGUAUACACGAGACCUUCACGACCCGGUGUGGUACCACGUCUCCAAGGACCGCUUCCUCUCGAUCUAGGCCCCGACAGUGAGGAUGAAUUGGAUCUCAACCUAACGGAUAUACUUGUCAUUGGCGAGAAACUCGACACCGAAGAUCUUAUGUAUGGCGAGGAGGAGGACUUGGAGAUGGAAGAUACCGAACGAGAAGGCUUGUCACUGUCGAUAAUCUGCCUGCUCUCGUCCAGUGGGCGGGUGCAGAUUUGCUUAGAUGUCGGUGGCACACAGGCCCAGUGGCUACCGCCCCGGAACAAGUCGAAGACCAUGGGCCGCUUGGUUGGUACACCAACGUUAUUGACCUUUUCAACACUUGACACACUGGCCGCUUUAGAAGUAACGAGCGAAGCUUGGCCGGUCUUCAGUCCUGAUGUUACCUCUCGAUACUCAUUCUAUAUCACCCAUCCCUCCAGCCUCACCUAUGUUUCCUUGGCGCCCUGGGUUUUCCGCCUUGAAAGUGAACUGCAGGGGGAUUCGGAGGCUGGUUCUGAGUUCAGGAUCAACCUCCUCAUCAACGGCCAGGCCUCCACACGAGAGCGCCUCUAUAACAGCCCAGCUCAGAGCGAUAUGCAGCUACCUCUAAGCGCAGCCGUUGCAAUUCGAGACCCUGACCUUGGUUACUUCCUAUUAUCUGCUACCCCGUUUGAGCCAGUUGCUCUAAUAUUCGACGCACCAGAGGACGAUUUCGUGCCUAUACAGGCGAACUCGCCAUCCUUCAACCAGGAAGUUGAAGUUCAACCACUAGAGUUCUUCGAGCCCCGUCCUGUCUAUCAGCCCUCUCACGCGUUUGAUGAAAGUUCGGUGCUUCCUAGAUUUAUUGAGCAGCUCCGGACAAGUCGACACAAGGCAAUUAUGAAUCAAGAAAUCCGACUAUCUCCACUUACGUUACAGCUAUUCACCGAGGCACACCAAAUUCUUAGUGAUGAGACCCACAGGCUUGGUGUCGCCGCUUCUGAGGUAUUCCGACGUUGUGUAAAGCUCCAAGAAGAAUUGGAACAACAAAUUACGAAGGCAAACGAAGUUAAGGCAAGGGUCGAGGCUAUUACGGGCGAAGACCAGGCUGAAGCGGGCGAAGAACCCGAGCCAAGUAAUGCCGCUAUCGAGAGGCGGCUUCAAAACGCCAAAGAAAAAGGAGAUGCCUUAAGCCGGCGCUUGGAGAAAUUAAGAAAGACGGUCAAUAAGGCUACCAAUCGGGAGCUUAGUAAGAAAGAGCAAGACUGGGUUAAGGAAGUGAAGGCUUUGGAUGCCGGCAUACAUGGAACAUCUCACACAACAGAUGGACCAAAUCGAGCCAAGCAGUGCAUGGACAGAUACCAGAAGAUUGCAGAGCUAAAAGAAGAGCUUGCAGAACAAGCCAAAGCACUUGAGGCUCCAAAUGUCGAAGAGGAUAGUCCUACUCCUUCACGGACCGACUUGCGUAUCCCAUCAGAGCUCAGGCGCGCAAAAGUUGGCCAAGUCAAGGAUCUCCUCGAACGAGAGACAGCGCUGCUCGAGGCGGUCAAGUCAAGGCUGGGACGCUUGGCGGUCGGGUAGGAGUCGAAACAAUGUACAGAAUCGGUUCUAUCUGUCCUGGAUGACCAUUGUAAAACUGUCAAGGCUAUUCCGAUUUACGUCAGCGCAUGUGCAAGGUCAUGGGUGGUCAAUCGACCAUAUGAUAUGUGUGAGGUUCGACAACUAUUCGAAGGUGGUCAGCGCUGCCUGCCCGUGGUAGUUCCUUCUUGGACGCCUCAGUUGCAUUGUAGCAUUAUCUGUAGGCAUAUAGAGGCUCUUGUAUGACACCUUUUUUUUUUUUUUAAACCUUAUGAUUAUGUGGCGUUGUCGGACGCAAAGUGCGGCACCACAGUGCUAGCCAGCCUCAUCCUAUCGUGUCAUUGGCUUCUCCGUGGAAUCUAGUAACCCGACUUUUUCAGCGGGGUGAACUCAAAGUGCACAUCCAAGUUGACCAUACAGCACUCUGAACUAAGGGAAAAAUCAAAGAGUCAAUCUGCACCUGUCC